AUGGAUCAUUAUUACGACUGCGAUUCGACCGAAUUCGGCAUAGUACAGAAGAUUCCAUAUGUGCGGACUUGUUCCACGUGUGACGCUAUAGAUAUUAAUUUCUCAUCCGCCUGCAUUAGAUGCGGAAUGUGUCUCGCUAUAGCUGAAAAGAUAAAUCAAACUUUAUUAGACGUCCACGAAAUGAUGGCUUCCAACUCGAAUUUAAACGAUACCGAAGUCGAACUUCUCUUGAGGACCAUUUGCGACCACUCUUUUCAAUACUAUAGUCUUCGAGAAGCUGACGGAAUAAGAUUCAUUUCCGACAGGCUGCCCGGUUCCAUUUUGGUGACCACGUCCUCGGAUGGACUCUGGGGAGAGAAACUAAAAGAUCUAUGUCACUAUUAUCUCGACGAGAUCGGGGAGGUGGCACUUUACGAGCAAUGGCAGCAAUGGUGCAAGGACGAUGAAAAGUUUCCCAACUUGACGAACGUUAUGUGCCGAAACUCACUUGGUACGUUACGAGACUGUAGAAGCAUGGUCGACAUGGCUAAAUACGAGUCUCCCUUUAAACCAUACAAUGCCAAAGUAUCAGUCAUCGCAUCGUACGAUAAAUACGGAAAGUACGACGAUUGA
Colletes gigas is the source of this 612-nucleotide messenger RNA. RefSeq lists its product as uncharacterized. The record is from RefSeq and is a predicted model, not a curated record. The coding region runs from base 1 to 612 and encodes 203 amino acids. The transcript is spliced from 5 exons. Gene Ontology annotation, biological process: regulation of B cell proliferation. Gene Ontology annotation, cellular component: extracellular region; endoplasmic reticulum chaperone complex. NCBI's taxonomy places the organism in Eukaryota, Metazoa, Arthropoda, Insecta, Hymenoptera, Colletidae.